UUUUGGUUCCCCACCACUCCGCACAACUCUCACAAACACACAAGCAACUCGCAACAACAACCCAAAAGUCCGUGAAGCGAGAGAGAACAAGAGAGAGCGAAGCGCCUUUGGUGGGGAGAGCCGUAUUUCUUUGCAAAACCAGGGUCCCGUUCACAGCGGAUCCCAAUGCAACUGCUCAUCCUCCUCCUCCUCUAUGCUGUCGUCUGUGCCAACUUCUGCAGCCGUCAGGGCACCACUGCCCCUGCCCAGAGCGGAUCUAUAAAAGCUUUGCGGUCCUCCAAUAUCAGGCGAGAUGAGAGCAAUCACCUCACAGACUUGUACCGAAAAGAAGAGAGCAUCAGCGUGGCAGGGAACGGCUGCAUCCACAGUCCUCGCUUCCCCAGCAGUUACCCUAGGAACCUCCUGCUGACGUGGCGGCUGCACUCCCCGGAGAGCACCAGAAUCCAGUUGGCUUUUGAUAACCAGUUUGGACUGGAGGAACCUGAAAAUGAUAUCUGCAGGUAUGACUUUGUGGAACUGGAAGACGUAUCAGAGACCAGCACAGUUAUACGAGGACGGUGGUGUGGACACAAGGAGGUACCCCCAAGAAUAACAUCGAGAACAAAUCAGAUAAAGAUAACCUUCAAAUCUGAUGACUACUUUGUGGCUAAACCUGGAUUCAAGAUUUGUUACUCCCUUGUGGAUGAUUUCCAGCAUACAGACUCAGAAACCAACUGGGAGUCAGUCACAAGCUCUGUCUCAGGGGUAUCCUAUCCCUCUCCAUCAGUGACUGAUGCUACGCUCACAGCAGAAGCACUGGAUCAGACCAUCGCUGCGUUUGACACGGUGGAGGACCUGCUCAAACACUUUAACCCGGACUCCUGGCAAGAAGAUCUCGAGAACUUGUACACAGAGAGCGGCCACCAUUAUCGAGGCAGGAGCUACCACGACAGGAAAUCUAAAGUUGACCUGGACAGGUUGAAUGAUGAUGUGAAACGUUACAGCUGCACUCCAAGGAACUACUCUGUCAAUUUAAGGGAGGAACUGAAGUUGACAAACGUAGUUUUCUUCCCCCGCUGCCUCCUUGUCCAGCGCUGUGGAGGAAACUGUGGCUGUGGGACUUCAAACUGGAAAUCCUGCAUGUGCACAUCAGGGAAAACAGUGAAAAAAUAUCAUGAGGUGCUGAAAUUCAUCCCUGAGGCUGGGCAUCCCAGAAGAAGAGGCAGAACCAAGAACAACAUGGCCUUAGUCGAUAUACAGCUGGAUCACCAUGAGCGGUGUGAUUGUAUCUGCAGUUCAAGGCCACCCCGAUAAAAAAAGAAAGAAACAAACAAGCCACACUAAUUGCAGGUUGCUGGACAUUUCCUUUCAAGCAGGAUUGCUCUGAGGACCUUUACUCACUAAUCAUUUGAAUUUUGCUACUAGCCUGCCUUUGCAAUUAGCAGAAAUGAUCCGCAGUGUUUCAGCAUAGCUAUGCUGAUUAGCGCCAUGGCAGAUAAACAGGUGUAUCAUAGAUUUAUGUAUCAGCAUCCAAGAAUAUAGGAUUAUGGUUAUCUGUAACUAGAUUCUGAGUGUUGAGACUUUUCAAUGCUCACUUACAGUCCUUAGGCACACAGUGCCCACUGAAGUUAAACACAAGCUGUGUAGGUAUUUGUGGUAGCUGGCAAUGGAAUGACAUUGUGUGUGUAUUUCUCACUCUCCACUUCCUAACUCAAAUUCUGCUCAGCUCUCUUGAGGGUCAGUAGGGUUUUAUGGGUAUAAAUGGAGAGGUAAUUUGAGCCUGUAUUAGUAUAAAGUGGAUUGUGCAACUCCAAGAGGAACUUCCCAGCGUUCUGGCCCAAGAGAGUGAGAUAUACUAAGUCCAUCACUACAUGAAAUAACACACCAGUGGAGUCAAAUCUCACUGUGCCCAAGCAAAUCGUGGUGAAACCAGUAGAUGCUUUGCAAAGGCUGAGACACUGGUGGCAGUAGAGGGGUGAUAGGAGGUUGGUACUUUUGCCAUGGUGACUCCACAGGAGCCAUCACCCAGGCCCUUGUGCAAGAGAGGGCCCCUGCCAUGUCUCCAGAUAAAUCCCCAUGGGUUGGAUCUGAUUGUGGGCUCCACCUACCUGGACUGCCUUUUGCCCAGAGCUGCCCACAGCUGCUCAGGAGGAUUCCUUGCUACCUGAAAAAGGAGAGACCACCCUCCACUUGCGUCCUUCUCACUGCAGUUUGAGGAGUGCCAUGUUUCCCCAUGCAGGUGAUGAAGAUAGGGAACCUGUUUGUUGAAAAUAUUGAUCUGUUUUGCAGUUGAGUUACUGGGAAACAAAACUGCUUAAGAUUUAAUUAUCGUUGUUUGGUUUGGGGGGUUGUUUGUAUGUUUGUUUUAAACAUAGAUUAUUAUAACUUCAUCAUAUAUGCAUUAAUCUUAGUUAUCUGAGGUUAGUUGUCUCGUUUCAGCUCUGUGUGUUGCCAUGGUUGAACUUUUGACAGUGAAUUUCGUUUUGAUUGCAUUUUGCUGAGGCGUAUUAACUCAUUAAGCAACACCUUUCUGUCAUGGAAAAUGUGCAUCAUUUAUUAACUUCCAGAAGAAUACCAUUAAAUACCACCUCAUAAUAAAAUAAGCACUUUAAGAGCCACGGCUUAGUUUCCUAUACCUUUCAAAAUAUUAUGAAAGUGCUCCAGCUGAAAGAGGAGAAAAAAAUAAAAUACCUUCCAAACUAGCUUUAAAGGAUUUCUAAAUGCUGCUGCAAAAGCAUAAAAUGCAGGCAAAUGUACAUCUUGCAAAUUGGAGUUUUGAUCAUGAAUGUAGCAGAGGGAAUGGGGCUGCACAUGUAAUGGCGGAGGGUUCGCAUUUAAUAGCAGACAUAGGCUGCAUUGACUCGUCCUGUUUUGUGUUGCCUCUUCUGUUUCUGUCUCCCUGAAAGAAUGAAAUGGUUUGACAAUAAUGCAUUAUGGAUAGUGGAAACUGGCAUGUGCUAUAAGAUAAUGUUGAGAUUCUUCCAGACACUGUGCUUUAGAUUUCUUACAGAAGUGCUCUAAUGUUCUGCCUUACCCUCUUUAUCAGCUCAAGUAUUUUGUAAGUGCUGGUCUAUAAUUGUAGCGAAACUUUACUGAACCAUGGCUUAGAAAUGUUGUCUUGCUUUCUUUCCUGUACUUUAACCUUUGAGAUCCAAAAAGUGUGUUUUGGGUUGGUUUUUUUAAUUAUUAUUUAUAUUAAUUUUUCCUCUCUGGCUCCCAGAUGUCUAUUUAAAAAUGCUCCUGAGCGCUGACUUCGGAAGUGAUUCAUCAUUUUUCAAAGCAAUUCACAUUGAAGGAACAGCACUGUAACCAAAGAUUGCCAGCUUUGUUUCGUAGCUCAGAACUGUUUCAAGAAGACUUCAUUCUUUUUCUGUCUCUAGCUUAACAAAAAGAUUGGUGCAGUCCUUCCUUAAGUUUUAGCUAAUUUGGGAAGAAAUAUGCAUGCAAGCCCUUGACAGUGCUGACUGUUUUUUUGAGAGAGUGCACUCAAAUGUAUAUUCCUGACUGAAUUCUGAAAUUAUACCUAAGCACUAUGACCUUGUAGGUAGCAUUGGUUAUAGGAAACACCAGUUUAGUAUGGAUUUAUGCACUGAAUGAUCCUUAAUUCCCACCCACCGGGAGAAAAUGUGCACCAAGCGUCGACUGUGCCUGCUGCCUCUCACAGACUUUUGUUUGCUCACCCAGUCUGCUAAUCCAUGGGAUCCAUCCUGGUCUGGGAGCCUGAAUUACCACUACAGGCAACUGAAAAAGAGGGGAUCUUCCAAAGUGUGCCUUAAGCCCUCAGGCUGAAGUCACUCGGUGUAGAGCUUUUCUUUCUCACUUUUGAUUGUGUAGAAAGAUCUGAAAUCCAGUUUGAACAUCCAGGUGGUGAAAUACACGAAGUUAGAUGGUAUGAAUAUUCAUUUUAAAGACUGAACAGCUUAUAGCUAAUCUUACUGCAUUAGAUACAGGCAUCAGCAGAUGCCAGAGUCCAGCAGAAAAAUUCAUCUGUGAAGUAAACUAAAUACCAGCAAAAAUUUUCCCUUUUUGUUUAUUAGCAGAAAUUACAGAACUGUUUUCCCCAUACAUUUGCUGUCUCCUUUGCCCACAAAAUAAUUCUUAGGUUAUUUGCAUACUAUUUUUUACUUAAAAAGCAAAGCUAUCAAAAAAAAUCACUGAUCUGGUUCAUUUUUACUGCUGCACUUAGACCUUCCCAAAAUAAAUAGCUUUUCAAAGGAAAUUCAGUACAAAUUCCUCAUGUCAAGCCACUAGCUUCUGUUUCUUCUGGGAUAAAACCUACUUUCUCAAGUGCAAUCUGUAUGUUUUUUAAUUUGUUUUUAAUUCUGUUAUCUCAGUUAAAUGCAGCUUUCCUAGCAGUAUUUUUGACUUUAUGCAGUAUGUAAUAUGUCUCUACCUUGAUGA
Messenger RNA from Dryobates pubescens (Downy woodpecker), 4380 nucleotides. RefSeq names its product platelet derived growth factor D (gene PDGFD). Gene Ontology annotation, biological process: positive regulation of protein autophosphorylation; platelet-derived growth factor receptor signaling pathway; positive regulation of cell population proliferation. The coding region runs from base 166 to 1293 and encodes 375 amino acids. NCBI's taxonomy places the organism in Eukaryota, Metazoa, Chordata, Aves, Piciformes, Picidae. The transcript has 7 exons. Gene Ontology annotation, cellular component: membrane. The record is from RefSeq and is a predicted model, not a curated record. Gene Ontology annotation, molecular function: platelet-derived growth factor receptor binding; growth factor activity.